AUGUCUGUUCCGUACUCAGUGAUUUCGAAGUUCCCAUACACGCCGGAGGCGGAAAAUGCGUCUGAUGACCUCGCGUUCAGUGCGGGCCAGUCAAUUACCGUCACAGAGGAGGUCGACGACGAGUGGUUGUUUGGCACGUACAAAGCAGGUGGCGAGCUGUUGUCGGGCUAUUUCCCCAAGGCUUUUGUUGAGAAGGAGCCGGACACAGAGCCAAUUGAUCGCCAGCCGCAAUCCCCAGUCGAGCCGAAAAGUUCCUCAUCGGCUGGCCCUGCAGAAAUUGCCGAGACCCCUAAAAAGUCGAUAGAGAGUGUGGCUAAGCAGCCAGAAGAAUCGCCAAAGGAAUCGCCCAAGGAGUCCUUGGUGGAACAAUCGUCAGGUUCCGAUUUCAAACACAAGCUUCAAAGUUUCAACGUAACGUCUGCUCCGCCGCUGCCUGGCCAGACCGUUGCCGAUACCGACUUUACCAAAAAGCCCUUUAUUGCUGCCAGUCCUCACUCGUCUUAUGUUCCUGCUGUCGAGCGACGCGAGAGCAAGCACGAGCCAGAAAAGCCCGUGGAGGAGUCUCCUGUUGCGUCGUCUGUGGUCAAUGCUGCUGAGCCCUCAUCUCCGGAGGAGUCAGCUCCCCGUUUGACCCUAAAGGAGAGACUGAAGCUGCUGGAAGAGCGGCAGCGAGAAGAACAGGCCGCUGCAGAGGCAUUGCUCAAGCGCAAAGAGGAGAAGAAGAAGAAACGCGAGGAGAGAGAAAAGGAGAAGGAGCACGAGCUAAAGGAGGCCGUUACUGGAGACCAGAACGACGAGUCUGCUCCUGUCGAGAGCGAGCAACACCAACACACAGACGAAGAAGAGGAAGAAACAGAAAAGGUUCCCGAGGAGGAGGACGAUGACGACGAUGACGAUGACGAUGAAGAGGAUGAGGAGGAAGUCAAGAGACGGCAGCUACGUGAAAGAAUGGCCAAACUGUCUGGUGGAAUGGGAAUGGUGGGUAUGAUGGGUUUUGGCGCACCAAUGCCUGUUAAGGAAAAGACUAAGAAGAAGGAGAAACAGAAAGAGGUUGAAGAACCAGAGUCUGUUCCUAGAGCUGCUCCUAUCCCUAUUUUCCCAACUGCUACAGGCAAAUCUGUCGAGCCACAGCACGAGGAGCUAACAGAGUUAAAGGACGAAGAAACUGACGACCAGUCGAAAUACGAGCCAGAGGUGGUCGAUCUGACCAAAUCGCAGGCUGUUGACUCUGAGGAUGAGCACGAAGAGGAGCCAGCGGCCCCAAGGUCCGAACAUAAGCCGACCGCUUCCCUGCCUCCUGUUCCGGGUGUUCCUCCUGUUCCAUCUGCUCCAGCCGUUCCAGACACUCCAAAGACCCCAACAGCUCCUGCUGUUCCUGCAGUGCCGCCUGUGCCAACGAGCCACCCCUCAGCGCAGCUGACAGAGCCACUGGAGUCGGCAGACUUGUCGUCUGAGUCCGACAUCGACGAGGACUACAAGUCUGUCUCCACCGCGUCGCCCAAGACUGCACUUUCGAAUCCACCGCUGCCACACGCACCUCCCGUUCCCGUGCCAGGUGCUGUUCCGUCCGUGCCUGUUCCAACCGCUCCUCCAGUGGCUCCUGCAGCCAUGACCGAUUCCAGCGAGGAAGUCGUGACCGGGUACGAGGCUGAUGACGACACCGACAUUGCGCAGGCCGACCGAACCCUGGAAUCUCCGGCAGUGCCACACCAAGUUCCACCGCCGCUUCCUUCCCACCCUAUCACCAAGGCACCGACGACUCCUGCUUCUCCAAUGACUGCAGCUCCUCCUCCUCCACCGCCAGCUGUCAGACCUGCUCCGCCAGUUCCAACGUCGCCAAUCGCUCCAUCUGCCCCACGCACCUUGACGACCUCCACUCUCGAGCACCACAGCACCGGCCCAGUUCACCACCCACCGCCUCCUCCUCCCCCAGCAGCCGGCAUCCAGGCUGCCACCACGGGAUCAACAAUCCAUUCCGCACGCAAGCCAAGUUUGGAUCUCUCUGAGGUACAGCAUUCGUCCACCCAUUGGUGGCUCACCAAGGACCUGCCCCAAGAGCUGUCUUCGAAGGACGUGUACUACGAGGUGGACUCGCAUCACAUCAACAAGAGAAACGGCAGAAAGCUGGUGUAUUUGGACUAUUAUAUUGUGAACCCAGACUACUCAACCAGGGUUUGGGAGCUGUCUUACGACACUGCCCAUCCAGCCAAGUUGGCUUCGUUUAACGAGUCUGUGCUCGAAAAGCCUGCACUCAACCAAACAUACCUGGUCGAGGCAUCCAAGAAGUACGGCGCACUGGCUUUCCAGCUGGCGUCGUCGGUCAUUGGAACCUCAAAGGUGCAAGAGGACUUUGUCUUGUGGAUAUACAAACAGCUGCCCCACGACGUGAUGCCUUCUAUUGCUUCGAAAACGUUCGGAGCCACCAUUUACAGAAACACAAACAACGUGGACAUCCUGCAGUCGGAUCAGCUGCGUCCUGGAGACAUAUUGGUGGUGUUGAAGGGACGGUUUGAAGGCCAUUCGACCGGACCGUUCCACAAGAGCAAGUCAGCAGAGCUCGGAUUCAACGGUAGACCGUACUCUGCGAUUGUGAGCGGGUUCGAUCCUGCAAAAAGCAAAAUUAAGGUCAUUGAGCAAUCUUCCAAAGGAAUACAGACCAACUCGUACAAAUUGGGCGAGUUCAAGUCUGGCAAAAUAAGGAUUUUCAGAAUUGUGGGCAGAGAUUAUUUUGGAUGGUGA
Molecule: messenger RNA, 2739 nt
Organism: Ogataea philodendri
Lineage: Eukaryota; Fungi; Ascomycota; Pichiomycetes; Pichiales; Pichiaceae
Exons: 1
Coding region: 1-2739 (912 amino acids)
Molecular function (GO): protein binding
Source: RefSeq, a predicted model, not a curated record